AUGAAGCUGGCGUACCUGUUCCUCGGCCCCAUGGCCCUCCUCCUCCUGGCUGGCUGCUGCUGUGUCCUCAGCACCUCCAGCGGGAACCUGCACACCUUUGUGGGCUGUGCCGUCAGGGAGUUUACUUUCUUGGCCAAGAAGCCAGGCUGCAGGGGCCUUCGGAUCACCACCGAUGCCUGCUGGGGCCGCUGUGAGACCUGGGAGAAGCCCAUUCUGGAGCCCCCCUACAUCGAAGCCCACCAUCGAGUCUGUACCUACAACGAGACCAAACAAGUGACCGUCAAGCUGCCCAACUGUGCCCCGGGGGUCGACCCUUUCUACACCUACCCCGUGGCCGUCCGCUGUGACUGCGGGGCCUGCUCCACGGCCACCACCGAGUGCGAGACCAUCUGACGCUGGCGUGGCCGGCAGCACGGGUGGCAGCCUGGAGCCUCGCAGAGACCCACCGGCACGGGCAGCACCAGCAGCACCAGCAGCGAUGACCCCUGGAUUCGAGGACUGUUUAAUUUGGACCACACUGUGGAGGAGGUUGCCUGUCUCCCUUGGGUUCAGCUCAGGCACCAGGCCCGGAGGCAGCACACAGCCAACAAAAUGCAAAGUCACACCUGUGCCUUCACUAGAAUAAGUUCUCUGGUUCACACACCUGCAAAUUAAUUUUCCUCUACCUUGAAGCUCAGGACAUAAUUUGUAUAGCACCAUCGUGGGUUUAUAGCACGCCAGUGGUUUCAAUGCAGUGGGCGUAAUUAGGAAAUGAGGCUAGGAAGUCUUUAAAUUCUCAUGUCCUCCUUAAUGACUGGCCUCCAAUAGAUUUAUGACGAAAGGGCCAGAAAUCAAUAAAACCGCUGCUUUAGUUCCCCUGCCUCCACCCCAAAUCCCACUGCAAGCUUCCUGAGAGAAAGUCCUCCCUCUCCUUGGAACUGGGCAAUUAUUAAAGCAGGUAGGGAAAUGGUAGCUCAAAAGGAAAGGAAUCUGGAUUUGGGUGAUUUUUUUUUUCCAAGCAAAAUUCCCUGGGUCCCCUCAAGAUCCUUAAUAAAGAGGCUCCUUUUCAAUAAAAGUUCUCUGAAACAAUAGGGAAUGGCAGCUAUCAUUUACACUUAAAAACGUACAAAAUUAAACUCAUGUGUUUAGACUCAUGGGAUGCUCUCCCAAAGCUAUGCCCCAAAUGAUGAACCACAAAUAUUCUUUCCCAUUUAGCCUAUUUGAAAUUGAAAUUGUAAUUUCUUUUAAACUCAGAAAAAAUGUUUGUAAGGGGUAAGACUGCGUUGCUGGCUCGGGGAACGUGAUUGUGUAGCCGUUGCCCGCUCUAAGGCCUCUGGCAGGUGGUUCUCUGGCUCUUUUAAAACUCUAGUGCUUUGCAAGUGUCUUUAAUUCUGACAUUUUGGGGGUUGAAAUUGACCUUGUUCCUUUUCCACAAUAUGCCAUAAGAAUCUUAUUACUGCAAAUAAAGCCUGUCUUCUGUCUUUUGAAUUGAUGAGAACUUUCCAAAAUAGUUUUUAAUACACCUGGGACAACAAUAACAGACCCUCUUUAAAAUGAACCAUGAGGUUCCUUGUACCUUCAUGUAGGAUGUCGUGUUUAGGAAGGAACACACAGAGCCGGCUGGGUAGCGUGAGUCCCUGACGCUUCUAUCCCUGACG
This is a messenger RNA of Myotis daubentonii (Daubenton's bat), 1637 nucleotides long. It is a transcript of the gene GPHB5, whose product is annotated as glycoprotein hormone subunit beta 5. Gene Ontology annotation, biological process: regulation of thyroid hormone receptor signaling pathway; G protein-coupled receptor signaling pathway. Gene Ontology annotation, molecular function: hormone activity. Lineage: Eukaryota; Metazoa; Chordata; Mammalia; Chiroptera; Vespertilionidae. The record is from RefSeq and is a predicted model, not a curated record. Gene Ontology annotation, cellular component: extracellular region; cytoplasm.